AUGUCCCAACACAAACUUCCGUUGUCACUAGACACAUACGACUCUCGCAACUCGUUGUCGUCUAACGACUCCAACGAGUCCUUACCUGGCCAGGCAGAACCUUUGGCAUUUCAUGCUCCAACUAAUGACGACGUACAGCUGACUCCACAGAGUCUCCGUUCUAGUGGAUCAUCGUCACGGCUUGCGACAACGCUAGGUGACCUUCGCCGUACGCUAAGUGGGGCCUCGUCUUUUCAGACAGCUCCCAUGUCUCGAGUAUCAACCAGAGCAUCCGGAAGCUACUCCGUUAGGGAGAUUUACGGUGACAUGGGCAACAACGACAUCCAGUUGCGCCGUACAGCCACGCGAACCACCAUCUUGGACUCUUUGGCUCAAAAAGUUGCUCGGUCUAGAGACGCCUAUCGGUCAGAAGACCACGAACUAGCUCUAGAGAAAGAUGACGACCCUUCCAAUUUCUAUGAGAAGUUACCAGAUACUUCAGUUCCCGCUAAGGAUUACGGAGGAGAGUAUACAACCAUAGACCCGGAGUUGGUGACGUGGGAUGGGCCCGAUGACCCCAAUAACCCCAGAAACUGGCCUAAUGGCCAACGAAUGUUCCAGACGUUUUUGGUGUCACUUUAUACGCUUAUUUCACCUAUGUCUUCGUCAAUAUUGUCACCAGCUAUGACUGAAAUUUCUGAGUCGCUCGGAAUCACCAAGCAAGUUAUUCUGUCGCUUUGUGUUUCCAUCAUGGUGUUGGCGUGGGCUAUUGGUCCCUUGAUAAUUGCUCCCAUCUCGGAAUCCGACCGUGUGGGUAGAAAAUCCGUGCUCAACCUCUCCAUUUGGAUUGUUGCCGUUUUCAACCUUGUUUGUGGAUUCGCCAAAACGCCAGCACAGCUCUGUGUAUUUAGGUUUUUGGGUGGCUUGGGUGGAUGUGCAUCUCUUAAUGUCGGUGCUGGAACUUUGGCAGACUUGUGGAACGAUAACGAGCGUCAGUAUGCAAUGGCUGCCUACUCCUUGGGUCCCACAUUAGGUCCAGUUCUUGCACCUAUCAUUUCCAGUUUUAUUGUCACUGGGCUCGAUUGGCACUGGUGCUUCUAUAUUUUGGCCAUUUUCAACUUCAUUGUGGCUGCAGUGGGAACCGUGUUCUUCAAGGAAACAUAUUCGCCUAGAUUAUUGAAAUUGAAGGCCAACAGACUCAGGAAAGAGACCGGAAACUCUCACUUGCAUACUAUCUACGAAAUUGCAGAUGGUGAGACUGCCAUGGAGAAGAUGUUGGUUACUGUGCUGAGACCUAUCUCGCUUAUUAUUGGCCACCCAAUGGUAUUUGGAUUGGGAUCCUUCAUGGCAUUCACCUAUGGGUUCAUGUAUUUGUUCAUUGUGACAUUUCCCUCAGUCUUUAAGGGCACUUAUGGAUUCAGCACUAAUAUCGCAGGUCUCAUGUACAUUCCUUUGGGAUUAGGCUUCCUUAUUGGUACUGUGUUUUGGUCCGUUAUGAUCGAGAACAUAUACAACCGUCUCAAAGCUAAGAAUGGCGGUGUAGCCAAACCAGAGUAUAGAUUGCCUUGCUUGUGUUUCUGUGGAAUUGGCAUUCCUGUGGGGCUUAUAUGGUACGGAUGGUCUGCGCAGAAACAUCUCCAUUGGAUCAUGCCAUGCAUCGGGCUGGCAAUCUUUGCAUUUUCUUUGGUGGCCGUGUUCCAGACCAUUCAGAACUACUUGAUUGAUAUGAACAACCGGUUUGCUGCAUCGUCAGUGGCUGCGGCGGCCGUUUUCCGGUCGUCUUUUGGAUUUUCGUUCCCACUUUUUGCUCCCGCAAUGUAUGAGAAACUUCAUUACGGAUGGGGCAACACAAUGUGUGCAUUCAUUGGUCUUGCAUUAGGACUUCCAUUCCCAUUGUUCUGUUUGGCAUAUGGAGAGAGGUUGAGGAAUUGGGCAAACCGGAGAUUUGACAAGAAGCAGGCUGAGAGAGACCAGAGAAAUUUGGAGAGACUCAAAAAGAUCAACGAGAAGGAAUACAUGAGAAGAGUGGGCGAAAAUGGCACCCUUGAACUGGGAGACAGAGACAGCGAAUUGGAGAGAAGAGAUAGCAAGUUGGACGAGAGAAAUGUCAGCGAGCUGGAGAGAAGAGAUAAGGAGAGUGCCUAG
Sungouiella intermedia is the source of this 2124-nucleotide messenger RNA. The record is from the annotation of a GenBank genome assembly. NCBI's taxonomy places the organism in Eukaryota, Fungi, Ascomycota, Pichiomycetes, Serinales, Metschnikowiaceae.